CGAGGGAGAGGAAAGGGUUAAUUUUUUCCGCCGCCGACAUUUUUGUUAGGCGCCCUGCCGCAACUUUUUAACUUGCAAGUGCAAGCAGCCGGGGUUAUGGUUCUACACUGUAAAUCAGGGUUAAAUAGAAACGUGCACAAUGUUUGCGCUCAGUGGCAGUACGGCUAGCAUAUCGGGUCUCCAGGGGCUCUUUGUUGCAGAUAGCAGCCUCAGCUCAUUGCCGCAUGCAAGGAUCGGCUAGCCACAGCUAGCAGAAAAUCUAAGCUGCAUUUUCAGCUAAACAAACGUUGGGAGUGGAGUUAGUUGUCUCUGCAGAUUGAUUUGUCUUAAAGUCUGGCUGUCGUGUGUCUUACAUUACAGUAACCAGACGUUUUACACUGGACAUUACUGAUAUUGUCAGCCAGUUCCUCAGGGGUUGAAUGAAAAUGGAAUCAUUUUAUGCAUUGUGGUUCCCUUCAGCAACUCCAAUUGGCACAAUAAACUGCGAAUAUGCUAGAUGGCACAGUUAUAAUCACGGUAUAUACACGUUUAUUGCUUUUAGUUCUUUUGAUAGGAUACGAACUAAAUAUUCAGUUCUCAUUGAUGUGGUGAUGCUUGGCUUUGAUACUUGCUUAACAAUUUUGAAAUUAAAAAAGUUUUUAUAGAUUGACUCCAUCUGACAAAACAGGUAAAAAAUGCAGGUUAAUGUAUUGAAAUAAAAACCUCUCAACGUUAAAUUAGAGCAGGGGAAUGGAGAGCAGGUAGUGGAAACCACAUGAAUCCUGAGUGGUGAGGAUCCGGAGCUCCAUCAGAAAUGUCUGUGAGGGAGUCUUUUAACCCCGAAAGCUAUGAGCUGGACAAGAACUUCAGGCUCACACGCUUCGCUGAGCUGAAGGGGACAGGCUGCAAGGUCCCUCAAGAGGUUUUACAGAAGUUGCUCGAGGCCUUACAGGAGAACCACUAUCAAGAAGAUGAACAGUUCUUGGGGGCAGUUAUGCCUCGAUUAGGAAUAGGCAUGGACACAUGUGUGAUCCCUCUCAGACAUGGUGGACUUUCUCUUGUUCAGACAACAGAUUACAUCUAUCCUAUUGUUGACGACCCCUACAUGAUGGGAAGAAUUGCUUGUGCCAAUGUUCUAAGUGACCUGUACGCCAUGGGAGUGACGGAGUGUGACAACAUGUUGAUGCUUCUGGGAGUCAGCAACAAGAUGUCAGAAAAAGAAAGAGACAAAGUCAUGCCACUGAUCAUCCAGGGAUUCAAGGACGCUUCAGAGGAGGCCGGCACGUCUGUCACAGGGGGACAAACGGUGGUCAACCCCUGGGUGGUAAUGGGAGGAGUCGCUACGACAGUGUGUCAGCCCAAUGAGUUCAUCAUGCCUGAUAACGCAGUGCCUGGGGACGUGUUGGUGUUGACCAAACCAUUAGGGACUCAAGUGGCUGUCGCAGUGCACCAGUGGCUAGACAUUCCUGAGAAGUGGAACAAAAUCAAGCUGGUGGUAACCCAGGAAGACGUAGAGUUGGCCUACCACGAAGCUAUGCUGAACAUGGCCCGGCUCAACCGUACAGCUGCUGGCCUCAUGCACACCUUCAACGCACACGCAGCCACCGACAUCACAGGGUUCGGCAUCCUCGGCCACGCUCAGACGCUGGCACGGCAGCAGCGGAGCGAGGUGUCCUUCGUCAUCCACAACCUCCCAGUGCUCGCCAAGAUGGCCGCCGUGUCCAAAGCCUGCGGGAACAUGUUUGGACUCAUGCACGGCACCUGCCCUGAAACAUCAGGAGGCCUGCUCAUCUGUUUGCCCCGGGAGCAGGCGGCCCGCUUCUGCGCCGAGAUCAAAUCUCCAAAAUACGGAGAGGGUCACCAAGCCUGGAUCAUCGGGAUCGUAGAGAAAGGAAACCGCACCGCCCGCAUCAUCGACAAGCCACGAAUCAUCGAGGUGGCACCGCAAGCAGCCACGCAGAAUGUCAACCCAACACCCGGCGCGACCUCUUAAUCCUCGACUUGUUGCCUCAUCGACCGGAACCCCCGAAACCUCUGUUGAGAGUUUUUUUAGACAUAUAAACUACAAAACCAUCGUAGAGUGUUGACAAAUUUACACAAGAUAGUAAAAUAAAAACACACAACAAAGACUGGGUUGGCGUGCAUCAACGUGGAAACAGCCCCACACAGCGGCCUCUCAAGGGUAUGGCGCCACCCAGUGGACUCAAGCUGCAGCUUCCCCUUGAAAAGAAAUUGGCAAGAACUAGGACAUACUCAUAAUCCCUUUGCUCUGUUUGGCUGUAUUGUUUAACGUGCUUGAUUGGCUGGCAGCUUCUGACGGGAGAGUGGUAAUGAAGACAAUAAUCUGUUGAUUCAUUUUGAAUCUUUGAAAGUCUGGAGUCCGUUGCCUCUUUUUGUCUCUUAAAGCUGCUCUCAUCAAACAAGCACACUGCGUUUUGGUGUUUUUGUUUCGCUUUGUACAGUUUAAAGGCCUAGUUUUAGUUCAUUGAUCUUCCUGAUGCCUCAAAACACACAACCUGGUCAGAAUGACUUUUUUUUUUCUUUAUUACUUUUGUAUCGUCCCCACAUAUGCUAAUAAAUACUCAAAUAGAAGAUGGUUGAUUUCUGCUACUUGGGAGCUGCACCCAUGCGAUUGAAACAAAUCAAUCUGUUUUAGUUUUAGCUGCACCGUUGUGCUUUCUUCAUAUGUUAAAGAUUAUUUUUUUAAGACGUUAAGAAGAAAUUCUUCAUUCCAAAUGUAGCAUCAUAAUUACAGGAAUAUGAUGUAGUUUUCCAUUGUAAACUUAAAGAAAAUAUCUCCCAAAAAACUGAGUGUGUUGGGUCAUCCACCUCAUGAACUCGAACGGUUUAUUUUUGGCGUCUGCAUGGUACGUUGACGACGCCAGGUGAUGUGAUAAAAUCAAUGAAGCCUCCCGCCGGUUGAAGUUUUUCUUUCUUCUAUAGAUGAAAAUAAUCUGGAUGACAUCGAAAAAUGUUAGAAACAAGAUGUAAUCUCUACCCCACCCCUUACAAUAAAUGUUUUAUAAAACGUU
Messenger RNA from Poecilia latipinna (sailfin molly), 3011 nucleotides. It is a transcript of the gene sephs1, whose product is annotated as selenophosphate synthetase 1. Gene Ontology annotation, molecular function: selenide, water dikinase activity; ATP binding. NCBI's taxonomy places the organism in Eukaryota, Metazoa, Chordata, Actinopteri, Cyprinodontiformes, Poeciliidae. The transcript is spliced from 10 exons. Bases 794 to 1972 code for a protein of 392 amino acids. Gene Ontology annotation, cellular component: cytoplasm. Gene Ontology annotation, biological process: L-selenocysteine biosynthetic process. The record is from RefSeq and is a predicted model, not a curated record.